Dujonia railenensis is the source of this 1278-nucleotide messenger RNA. The record is from the annotation of a GenBank genome assembly. Lineage: Eukaryota; Fungi; Ascomycota; Pichiomycetes; Serinales; Debaryomycetaceae.
AUGGCAAUUGGACCAAUUAGAUACGCAACUAAAGUAGAUUUGACUAUUCCUGGUGGUGAGCAAAAGCAAUUGCACAAUAGAUGGCACCCUGACAUCCCAUCUUCAGCAAAAAUUGCCCCAGGUGAAACGGUCAAAAUCGAAUGUUUAGAGUGGACAGGAAAUCAAAUUAAAAAUACAGACAAUGCUGAUGAUAUUAGAAAUGUUGAUCUAACCAAAAUCCAUUACUUAUCGGGACCCUUUGAAAUUGAGGGUGCUGAGCCUGGCGAUUGCUUGGUGGUUGAAAUAAAGGACGUUCAACCCUUGGAAAGACAACCUUGGGGCUAUUGUGGAGUAUUUAACAAAGAAAAUGGAGGUGGUUUCCUUGAGAGGUUCUACCCUGAGGCUGCCAAGGCUAUUUUCGAUUUUGAAGGUAUCCAUUGCACGUCGAGACAUCUUCCACAUGUCAGGUUUACCGGAUUGAUCCACCCAGGAAUUAUGGGCACCGCUCCUUCGCAAGAAAUUUUAGAUGAGUGGAACAGACGUGAAACUGAAUUGGUGGUCAAUGAACUGCACUUACAUGGAACCACAGUAGCUCAAUUGCCUGAACCUAGAAAUGUCUUGCCGGGCCUGGCUACAGGUGAUAUUGCGGCUAAGAUAGCCAAAGAAGGUGCAAGAACAAUUCCUGGUAGGCCCGAACACGGAGGAAAUUGUGACAUUAAAAACCUUUCUAGGGGCUCUAAGGCAUUUUUCCCAGUACAUGUGAAGGGCGCAAAACUUUCCGUUGGUGAUUUGCACUUUUCACAGGGUGAUGGAGAAAUCUCAUUCUGUGGAGCUGUGGAAAUGCCUGGGGUGAUCACUAUAAAAACCUCUAUUAUUAAAGAUGGAGUUUCCAAGCUAUCACUAAAAUCACCUAUGUUCAUUGCAGGAGAUGUUCCAAAUCAAUAUGGUCCGUCUCGGUAUCUUACAUUCGAGGGAUUCUCUGUCGAUGAAGUAGGAAAACAGCACUUCCUCUGCACAACAACUGCUUACAGACAGGCUUGUAUUAGGGCUAUAGAAUAUUUGAGAAGAUUUGGUUAUAAUGACUAUCAGAUUUACUUACUAUUGAGUACUGCGCCCAUUGAGGGCCAUGUUGCAGGAGUAGUAGAUAUCCCCAAUGCUUGUACCACCAUCGGACUCCCUAUGGAUAUCUUUGACUUUGACAUCUCUCCUACAUCCAAGUUCGCCAAGGGUGAUUUAGAUAUGGGAAAUUGUGCGUUUGUAACCGACUACAAACAUAAAUUAACUUAUGACUUUAAAUAA